Messenger RNA from Pyricularia grisea, 885 nucleotides. RefSeq lists its product as uncharacterized. The coding region runs from base 1 to 885 and encodes 294 amino acids. Lineage: Eukaryota; Fungi; Ascomycota; Sordariomycetes; Magnaporthales; Pyriculariaceae. The record is from RefSeq and is a predicted model, not a curated record. Gene Ontology annotation, cellular component: nucleus. The transcript has 2 exons. Gene Ontology annotation, biological process: U6 snRNA 3'-end processing. Gene Ontology annotation, molecular function: 3'-5'-RNA exonuclease activity.
AUGACCCUAGUAGACUACUCGUCAGAUGACGACUCGGCCACCGAAGAAGCAUCAAAGUCGGCGCCAAUAUUGAGAGAUGGCACUGGAGCCUCAUCAGCCUCGUUACCGCCGCUUCCGGCUUCAUUCCAUGACUUGUAUGCCUCAACAGUUCGCACCAGCACCCGUGAUGACCCAACUCUGCACCACGGACGGUCUCGUCAGAUCCCUCACGUGGUCGGGAACUGGCCGAGCCACAUCUAUAUCGAAUGGUUCCCCUCACAAGCGCAGUGCGAUGUACUAAGUGCCUUAGUCUCAGCCUUACGGUCAGACGGCCACCAAGCCGGGGCUGAGCUGCAUAGCUUCCUGACAAGCGACCUAGGCACCCCGCUGCCGCUGCACAUUAGCCUCUCGCGCCCGUUCGUGCUGACCACAGAACAAAAGGACAAUUUCCUGUCGCGUGUUCCAGGCGCACUCCGGCUGCGAUCGUUCUCGCGCUUCGCCGUUUGUCCGUCUGCCUUGUCGUGGCACAGAUCGCCAGACUCGAAUCGCGCGUUCUUGGUUCUACGUGUGCAGGAGGAAGGCCGCGAUGGUGGCAACCAGGGCCUGGUCCGCUUGCUCGAAAGGUGCAAUGAGGUGGUCAGAGAGUUUGGUCAGCCGGAGCUGUACUCUGAUGGCGGAAGAGCAAUGGAUCGAUUCCAUAUCUCUGUCGCUUGGUCGUUCACUGAUGUGACAGGAUCUCUCCAAUCUAGAACGGACGCGGUGUAUGAGAGCUUCCGGGACCAGGUGGCCGCGAUGGAGAUUCCCAUCGAGUCCGUCAAGGUCAAGAUUGGCAACGUCAUCACCAGCUUGUCUUUGGCCGAGUAUGGACAGAAACGUGCACAAACCGGAUCGCUAUUUGGCACGUAG